CUCUCCUUCACUUCACUGCAACCUUUCUCUCUUUCUCUCACUCUCUUUUUCUCACCCAUGGCUACCUUUCCAAAACCCCUCCUUUCCCUCAUUCUCCUCAUCCUCAUCUCCUCCCUCCAAAUUCAAGCGAGGGAUAGCCAGUUCUUCGGCAAGGUAUCCCGCUACAACACCGUUCAAGAAACAGAAUCCGUAGAAAAACAAGUCCCCACCCCAAAACAAGAAGAUGUCAUCCCGCAAAGCCGACAUGGUUAUGGCCUCUACGGCCAUGACUCUGAAAAAUUCACCCCCACCACAACCAACUCCAAUUCAGAGUUCAAUACUGUAAACUCUCCAUCAAAAUUCUCAACUGAAGAGUACAAUGGUAGCAACUCACCAUCCAAGUACUCUACUGAGGAAUACCCAAAUGACCAAACCUACAAGAACAAAGAGUCCACCACCACCUACCCCAACAGCCAGUACGAAAACGAACAAACGUACAAGAACAAAGAGUCCACCACCAGCUACCCCAACACCGAGUUCGAAAACGAGCAGCGCUACAAGAACAAAGAGUUCACCAACAGCUACCCCAACAGCCAGUAUGAAAACGAGCAAAGCUACAAGAACAAAGAGUCCACCACCAGCUACCCCAACAGCCAGUACGAAAACGAGCAACGCUACAAGAACAAAGAGUCCACCACCAGCUACCCCAACAGCCAGUACGAAAACGAGCAACGCUACAAGAACAAAGAGUCCACCACCAGCUACCCCAACAACCAGCAGUACGGCAUGAGCGACACCAGAUUCCUGGAGCAUGGAAAGUACUACUACAACGUCAACGCCAACGAUAAUUACCGAAAUGGGUAUGUUUCUGGGAAGGGAAUUAAUCAGGGGUACGAGUCCUCCACGGACGUCGAUCCUAAGAAUAAGUACAAUAACAGAGGUUAUUAUGGUAAUAAUGAGAAUGCCUAUGAGUAUAACAAUUCCAUGGAAGGGCAACAAAACCGUGAAGACGAAAAUGAAGAGGAGUUUCUACCAUAGAUUGUUCGGUCCAUGAUCAAGCAUACAAAGGAAUGGAAAUGAUAUUUGAAGAAUUAGUUCAUCAUCAAACUUAAAUUAUGGGGAGUAUUUAUCAUUAGAUCUUUUAAAGUUUAAGUUAUGGAGGAUGUUUGUUUUGUGAUUUUGAUUGCACUCGUAUGGUUUUUUUUUUUUUUUUUUUUGCAAUGUAUUUGCAUUUAGUGGUGGAAAAUCUAAUAAAAUGUAUACUUUGAAAUCA
This is a messenger RNA of Magnolia sinica, 1252 nucleotides long. Its product is annotated as protein E6-like. The record is from RefSeq and is a predicted model, not a curated record. NCBI's taxonomy places the organism in Eukaryota, Viridiplantae, Streptophyta, Magnoliopsida, Magnoliales, Magnoliaceae. The transcript has a single exon. The coding region runs from base 58 to 1017 and encodes 319 amino acids.